Sebastes umbrosus (honeycomb rockfish) is the source of this 6839-nucleotide messenger RNA. It is a transcript of the gene wbp1, whose product is annotated as WW domain binding protein 1. The transcript is spliced from 4 exons. Lineage: Eukaryota; Metazoa; Chordata; Actinopteri; Perciformes; Sebastidae. The record is from RefSeq and is a predicted model, not a curated record. Bases 175 to 1044 code for a protein of 289 amino acids.
AUGUUACUAUCAGCUCUGUUUCUGAGUCAAGGAACAACACAAACAUGUCCGUGUGCGACAGACUGAAGAGUUAAACCAGCAACAGACACCUCUAGUCAUCUCAACAAGAAGUCAUCGAGUCGACCGACUGCUAUAUAUGAUUCCCGUCGCGUUAACGGCCGACGACCCAGAAAGAUGCCGCAGAAAGCACUGGGAUCCAUUGUAGGUCUUCUUUGUACCGGGACCUGUCUGGUGCAGGGCAAGGAGUUCUGUUUCGGGGUAAACAAUGAGCAGUACCGCUGUGAGAUGGGGUACUGCUGUGGAGAGACAGAGUGCUGCACCUACUACUACGAGCUCUGGUGGUUCUGGUUGGUAUGGACCUUGAUCAUCAUGCUUAGCUGCUGCUGUGCCUACCGACACCGGAGGGUUAAGAUGCGUCUCCAGCAGGAGCAGCGUCAACGUGAGAUCAGCCUCAUGGCCUACCAGGGAGCCUCCAGCUCCUUCAUUUCCCCUCCACCACUCAAUCUAAGGUUCUGGAACGACUGCAAGCUUCCUGACUAUGAAGAGGUGGUAGGUCACCCCCCGACACCACCUCCCCCUUACUCUGAAAACCCCCCUGAGACUGCUCCAGCACUCCCUCCGCAACUGAGCCAGCCAGACGCCGCGGCGCCACAACCCCUGCCUGAGGCAAGUCCAAACAGUCAGGCGUCAGGCUCGUCAUCAGACCAGGAAGCAGCAUCCAUCCAAGCACAAUGUGUGGCAGAGGAGAACGUGGAGGCUCCUCUGAUGGCGGCGGCGGAGGAAGAGGAGGAUGAGGAUGAGGAGCUCGUCACUCGGCGUCGUCACGUGACCGGCGACUCAGGGAUCGAGGUGUGCGUUUGUCAGCUGGACGUCGACGAGGGCUCGGGGCUCGAGGAGGAAAGCGAUGAGGAGCACCGGAUGUGCAAGGUCGCCGGUCAGGACUGCUGCUCCGGGCGCCAGCAGCGGACCUUCAGACAGAAGGAGCACCCCUCCGAGAUGCCCAGCCAGACCGCCAGCACCAGCACUGGAGACCACAUGGUGUGAUCAACAGCGUAACUAACCAGCCAGCCAGCGUGGCUUUCUGCCUCACGCAGGGCGAAGACAAGAUAUCAUCAUCACCACCACAAGACUGUUUGUGUUUUAAUUCUUUGAACUAACACACAGGCAUGACGUCAAGAUGAUGAUGAUAACUAAUCCUUAAUGGCUCCUGAUUAGGACAAAUGAAUAACACAUUGUGUGGACAAACUUCUCGCUUUUUUUUAUUUUAGCUUUGCUUGAAUGAGAGAACGUCAUUGGGUAGUGAGGACGCAGCAAGUGCUUGACAGAAUUGACUGUUUCCCUCUCUCCUACCCUCUCCUUGAGCACUGCCGUCAUGUUUCUUUUUCUGUCCCCGGCAAUCUCCUUGGUCCGAACAUUUCCGGCCAUCCUCGCAUCUGACAUUUUACCUCCGGUGGGAUGGCCAGCUAGGAGCAUACCGACACGGUCAACAAUAUUUCAACCCCCUAUCCCUAACAUGACUCUGAAGCAGAGGAGUGAAAAAAAAACCUCUUGAAAACUGGACGAAUCGACAAGAAGAGCACACAAUUUUCUCCAAAGCUGUGUGCGUGAGAGUGUGUGUGUGUGUGUGUGCUGGGAAAUCUAGGGCACAGCUGCACGAUGAUGUCAGCUCUGAGGUCAUGGCAACCAGCGUCUGGUGUGAAGCCUGUGAGACUUUGCCCAUCUAGAGUGGGGGAAACUUAACACCCCCACUAACAUCAGAGGAGUUUGUUGUUUUGUCUCUGGGUUUUAAAUGUCAUACACCCCCUGGCCCUUGUUUUCCUUUUUUAAGGAUUUAUUUAUGGUGGGCACGUCAUCUCCCCACUUCGGUUAAAUUCAUAGUAAUAGCCAAGAGGGCUAUGCCACCAAUCUCUUUAAUCAAUAAAAAACCGUGUGGUGGCUUUGUGUUUUAUUUACUGAGUAGUAGUGGCAACAUUUUUGCUCAAACAUAAGUAUAUAGUUUGGAUGUUCAUAACAAAGGAUGCUUUUUUUUUUUCUCCAUUUCAUAACCAGCUAUGCUUCGGUUGCAACAAAGCUCCUGUCGUGGGGGCUGCUAGAGUGUGUACUAGUGAGUGGAUGUUAUAGUGCAGUAGGGAAGGGUUGUGUGUUUGUAUAUCUUUAUAGUGCUGUUAGCAUCUGGUUGUAAUACUUGCUCAGCACUGAGGUGGUGGAUUAACUAUUAAAAGCACUGGUGUUUUUGCAUGAGGCAUGAAUUUAUAUGUUUAUAUUUGAGUUCUUGGCAGUUAUGCUUCUUGCUUUGCUCAUCUGUUUGUCAAAUUGAUAGUGGGCUACAGAUGUUGGGGGUAAAGCAAUUGACUUGUGGUUUAAGUUUAGAUGCUCUGGCUCUAGUUUCAUUGUGUUGUUAUGACUGUGCGAGCCAUGCUAUGCUGGUAGCUAGUUAGCUGGUGCUCUCUCUGUAUCCUCGUAGCUCUUAGCAGUGUGAGGGAUUUGCAGUGGUAUUUUCCAUUGGCAAGCAGAAGCCGAGUGCAUUAGCGAAUUGAGGUGGAUGCCGGCUCUAGUCGGUGUUGGCACAGCUGCAGAAUCUAUUGUGAUUAACUGCAUGCUUGUCUGCAUUGCAUGUUGCUUGCCUGAUAUACAGUCUGUAUUCAAAAGCGAAAGCAGUCAAAGUGGUUGUUGUCAGCUGGGGAAAACCACCGCAAAAACAAGAUGAAAGUAUGUGCAAGACAAGCAGGAGCUGAUGAAAUGUUUUUAUUGAGAAUUUAGUUGGGAAUAAUGUCCAACAACUUUUUAUUUGUCUGCUCUGAUACUGUGUCAAAAUGGGCACAGUGUAAAAGACUCAGGUCGGUCAUUCUGCUUCACACAACGAGCACAGACUCACGCAAAGUACAGCUCCUGAUCUGAUUGGCCUUUAUCAUUGUUACAGUGUGUAACUUCCAUGCAGUUCUGUUCUAGAUAAAGCCAUUAAAAGUACAAAAUAUCCUAGAUACAGUUCAGUGUCUUGGCUGAAUUAGCAGUUUAAACUUCCAGUAUAGCUAUUAAUCAUGUUUCCAGCUGACAAAGUGGGCAGUAAAUGCCAACAUUUCAUGCCUGUAAAAUAUAUUUAUUCAGCUAUUAAAAUUAAUCGUCUCUUUAUUUCCAGCACUGAUUGAACUCUGACAAGGACACAUUUAGGAAAUUCUUGGCCUCUUAACAAGAAGCGAUACUGCGUUCUGCACAUGAAUCUGUAUAAAUCUAGGGCCAAUGAAAGUGUUUCCUCCAACUAGCAGCAGCAGCCCAGAGCUAUGUUCUGGCUGUGGUUAUGUUUCUACCAUUAGAGCUACACUACAUGCCGCUGUGGCUAAAGCCUAGGAAAACGAUAGAAGAGGAUCGGUCCGCCAAAAAUAUCAACAUAACGUGAAACAAGUUCCCUAAAAGCUUAAAUUAAAAGAAGAUUUUGGUUUCGUUUUCAUUAAAUAGGCCUGAGUCGAGCAGGUGCUUGAAUAAGAAGUCAACCUAACAUGACAACGACCUUUUCAGAGGAGCUGUUACACUCCGAGCAUGACUGCACACCCAUUAGCAGAAGUAAUAUAAGACAUUUUUUUGACCAACACACCUCAAGCUGCCUUGCUGCAUCUCUAGAGAGCGAAAAUGUCUUGAUUAUUGGAGCUGCACAGUAAAGUGUAGCCUCUGUGUGUGCGGAGACAGACUGCCUUAUUAGAGUAGAUGUGUUGAAUGGUAAUAGUUGCGUUGUCCCUAGCACGAGUGCUUCAGAGCAGAGGGGUGCUUUUGUGUCAGUAAAUGGAAAAGAGCAUCUGAGGUUGUUCCGAGAAGCAUGCGCUCGCUUUAUGAGAAGAGGAUGUGGUUUACAGACAUUUAAAGCCACAAGAUUUAAAGUGUCACAUGUCCUGUAGAGUUUUGUAUCAGAGGGCUGGUGGUGGUGUCGAAUUCAUAAUAGUGCGUGUGUCUAGUUAGUUGUGGCACUGAUGGAUUUUAGUCGAGAGCAGAUUUUGAGUUUGAGCUCAUUCUGUGUUUGUUCUACAGACCUGAGGCCUGCACUACGAAGCAGGAUUUGGGGUUAGUGAGGUAACUUCAGGGUUAACUCUGGGUUCUCAGUCCUACGACGGUGGUUCACUUCUUACCGAGGUAGAUCGCCAUGGUAACUUAUGCUGCUCCGGAGCAGGUUAUGUUCCAUAUAAGAGAUCAACUCGUUUAAAAGCACAGUCUACUGAACAAUCAGAGCUGAGUGCGCGGAUCUUAUUAGAAUAUUACACAAAUACGAAGAAGUUUAAGUCAUAAUCCAGGCUAAAAGCAACACAGUUUAAACCGACAAAUGCAGAAAAGACAGCUGGCUGUAUGCUGUGGGUGCUGCUUAACGCUUUGAAUUAUGUUUUUUUAUAUUUCUUUUUUUACUUGCUCUCGAGUCCGUUUCACACCGCUGGAGACGGGGACGCAGCUGAAAGAAGGCUGAAAUAGUCAAAACAUGCCACCAUUUAGACGAAUAUAUCUGACUUUUGAGUAUUCCGUUAAAUUAAUAAGUCUGUUAAUUUACACAUUCACAAAUGGGCAAUUAUUUCUUUUGCCAGCUGUCCUUCCUGCACUUGGCAGCUUCAACUGUGUUACUUUCAGCCUUGGUUAUGUAUUUAACUUUUUCGUAUUUGUCUAAUAUUAUAGUUUGCUCUUUGUUUGUAAAAUAUGACGCUCUACUGACAGUAGACUGGUCCAUGUUUGUGAUUGGUCAGAUGCUGCAAACUACGCCCCGUUCAUGUGAAUGCGUUCGCAGCCAGAUUGAGAAACCCUGGGUUGAUUUACAGAGUUGAUAACCAGAGUCGUUGGACCGCUUAGCGGGAUCUCGUUUGUUAGGGUUAUUGAAGCCAGAUAACGAGAAGAUAACCUGGGUAUGUUGAACUCUCUUCGUAGUACAGGCCUCUGGCUGCAAUUAGUUUGUGAUAUUUACUGGCUAGAAAGCAUGAGGAAAAUAUCGUAUUUUUUUUUUCUAUGUUUUUGUUGUGAUUUGGAAGACAGAAAUGAACUCCAACAAGACGUUGCUUUGUAACCUUCGUUGCUAAGGUGCAUUUUUGCUUAUUUGUAUACAUAUGUAGACAAAAAUAAUAAGGGGAUGGGGUUUUUUUUGUGCAUGAGUGAACUGGAGGUCCAUAGUUUCGCCCAUUGCCAAACAACUACUAUGCCUCCCUGUUUUUUUUUUUUAACAUUUACCGAGAUUAAGGGCUAUAUCAGUCAUCAAUUGUGGGACAAACAAGCAUCCAUCCAUUUCGUCUCCUCUGUGCUGUUCACUUAAAGCCACAGUUGCCGAGAUCCACUAUCUGAACAUGUUCGGUGUUUGGGUUUGGAUGUUCUUUUUUUCAAUGUUGUGGUGGAGCUCAUAUUUAACUAUAGCUGAUUGUACUGUAUAUGACUGUGUGUUUGUUUCAUAGGCUUUAACUUUGCCUUUUUUUUGUUUUGUCGACGGAGGUGCGUGAUGCGACAUCCCAAUGAGCCCAAUGAGAGCGAUUCUUUCUUAUGUAACUGGCUGCAUGUGUGGUUGUGGCAGGAGCUUGGUGCCUCCACCCUCCAUCAUCUUGGUAACAGAAAUUGUAGCCAACCGCUCUGCAUGUGCACCCUUGGAAACAGGAGGGGGCACAUCCACCCAUGCAGACAGAAUAAUCUACCAAAGUCACUGGCAUCUCCAUGCUACAUGAGUCGUCACUAUUAUCACCGGUGUGUGUUGUUGUCAUGACGAUUUGGUUUCCCACUCUCAGGGUUAUCUUUUAACAAAGCAGUGCUAGAGUUUUAAAUUAACACAUUUUCAGUUUCAUAAAGCCAAAGCAGUUCUUUCAUUUCCCCUAUUGUUGUCUUUCUGCAUCACGCAUCUCUGUAGUCUAUUGUACUUUACUCAACUAGGCUAUGCAAAAACAUACUGUAAUAUGCUGCGACCCCCCCCUUUCUCACUUUCUCUGUCGUACGUCUGUGGGCACCAGUACAAGCAAUAUAACUCUGAGUACUCGUGGCACUGCACUGUACUGUAAUCUACUUUGGUUGAUGUGCGUGUACAUGUGUUUGUUUAAGAAAAUGUGUAAACCUGUAAUGCUACUGCGAUGAUGUGAUGAGAACGUAUGCUUCAGUGUCAGCUGAGGGGCUUGAGUUAAAAAGCCAUUAUAUAUUUUCCCUCUUUUUGGCGUUUUCCUGCCUGCCUCCUCAACCACUAACCCUUUCUUCUCCUGACUUAUGGAUAAACCACAUUAUUAAGAUAUUUAAACCUGGAGGAAAAAAGUUGAAUAUAUUGUUUUUUUGUUGGAAUAAUUCAUGUUUGAUAUCUUUAAUCCACUUUUCCCAUCAUCCUCGUUUUUUGUUGCACUAAUUCGAUGUGUUGGUUUUCUCAGUUAAAGCAACAGCUUUCUUCUUUUUUUUCCAUCUUGACGAAUUUUCACUGACUGUUGCCUUUAAAUCCUCAGUUAUUACAACACCAUCCAUUUCAAAACUUUUAUAUAUUAUACAUAUGAAAGACCUCAACAUGGAACACAGUCGGCUUACAUUAGACCAGGACACAUUGGGCUGACACACUUUUUUUCUCAACCAUGAAUUAAAACCAAACACAUGGAGGUGCCGUGGUUGAGCUAUGUGGAUUUUUUUUUUUUUUUUAUGUCAAAAUGAGAAACAUCCUAUUUUAAAAGGAAGCAGACAUCUACAAACACGGAAUUUUUUCGACAUUGUUUUCCUAAUAACUUUAAACAAGCCAAAAUGAGUAAAGUGGAAAACAUUAAAGCACUGAAUGAUAGAUAAAAAUGCUUUAGUAAGAAGUCUGCUGUGUACUCGUUGGGUCAUCAUUUGUAUUUUAUUUUUUUAAUAAAACAGAGAUUGGCACUCAA